Molecule: messenger RNA, 954 nt
Organism: Photinus pyralis (common eastern firefly)
Lineage: Eukaryota; Metazoa; Arthropoda; Insecta; Coleoptera; Lampyridae
Product: kxDL motif-containing protein CG10681
Exons: 3
Coding region: 178-660 (160 amino acids)
Biological process (GO): lysosome localization
Cellular component (GO): BORC complex
Source: RefSeq, a predicted model, not a curated record
GCUUUACACUUAGUAGUGACAGGGUGACAGUUCAAUGCAAAUUCAAAGUCUAGCGCGCUUUUGGUUGAGCAGUGUCGAGGCGACCAUGGGGAGGGAGUCACGGUGGAACAGAGAUGCAAGCAUGCAAGUCGUGAAAGUACUACUAUCACAAGAAAAAUUGCAUUUCAAAUAAGGGACAUGGUAUUUGAGAUGGAUGAAAGUAAAGGUACACCCGAAAGCGACUACAGCAUCGAAUGCUUUCAAAAUUACACAGCACCCGAAGUAUUUAUCCAAGGAUUGGCAGGAAUAGUUAAUCAACAAGAUGUUGAAACAAUGAUCAGAGCACAAAAGCAAAUGUUACAACGCUUCGAAAAAACAAAUGAAAUGCUUACCAACUGCAACGCUCUUAGUGCUUCUAGACUAAAAGCAGUAGGUCCUGAAUUUAAAAAACAUACGCAAUUACUGCAGGAUAUGAAGAAAGAUUUAGAUUAUAUUUUUAAAAAGAUACGGGCCAUUAAACUUAAAUUGGCUGUGCAGUAUCCGGAAGCUUUAGCAGAAGCGCAAAGGAGUAGCUUGGCCGAAGAAUGUGAAGAAGAUGAUGAAAGAAAUGACGAAUGUGAUACAAAUGUUGUAGAUGAAAGUAGUGCUUCUAAUAUAAAUAAACCAGAUUCUCUAGACUAAUAAUUUCGUUUUGGCUUGUGAUAGAUAUAAUCAUGUACAAAAUAGACAAAUCUUAUAUUAUGCUCGCCAGGCGAUAAUGCCGGUCUACAUCCUAGGCUUUAAUAUGAAACACAUACGAUUGUAGACAGAAAUCAGAUGUUCUGUGACAUGCACUCUCCUGGCGAGCAUUAUAAUUUGAAUGGAGUGUUGUACGUAGUUUCUUAAAUAAGUAACUGCAAAUUAAUGGCACAAAUCUAUCAAAUUUAUAUCGACAUACAUUAAACAGUACGAGUAUAAUAAAUAUUAAAAAUGGAA